This is a messenger RNA of Lepisosteus oculatus (spotted gar), 1329 nucleotides long. It is a transcript of the gene hoxd13a, whose product is annotated as homeobox D13a. Gene Ontology annotation, biological process: regulation of transcription by RNA polymerase II. Lineage: Eukaryota; Metazoa; Chordata; Actinopteri; Semionotiformes; Lepisosteidae. Gene Ontology annotation, molecular function: DNA-binding transcription factor activity, RNA polymerase II-specific; RNA polymerase II cis-regulatory region sequence-specific DNA binding. The record is from RefSeq and is a predicted model, not a curated record.
UUCAUCAGUGACUGGGUUUUAUGUUCCUUAUUGCUCUGAGGUAACUUUAACACUACAGGAAUGCCAUGUCGUUUUCUGGAGUGAUGUGAGGGGUUUUCAAAGGGGUUUUCGUCAGAAAAUCACAGAAAAUGGAGGGAUUGGGAGGGGAUAUCCCUUCAUCACAGCGCAGGACUUUCUUUUCUACUGCUUUUGAGGCUCAUUCAAGCCGAGCUGCACCAGGCUCGUCGGUUUAUUCAUUUGGCGAUAGAUCAGACUCGCUCGGCCCAGAUUCAAUAAAACCCUAUACGCCUCUUCAAAGUUCCGCAGCGUCCGCAAAUACGUCUAUCGGUUACAGCUGUCAUUUUGGGAACAGUUAUUAUGGUUGCAAACUCCCACACAGUGCCGGAUUUCAACGGAGCGUGAUGAAACACAAUGCACACGAGUCUGUUGGUGGACAUUCCGAGGACAUGUAUAUGGAUAUUUCAGGUUUUACCGGCAAUAAUAUGCACUGCAGCGAAUUUCCCGGGAGAGCAAAGGAAUUUACCGUCUACCAAGGAUAUACAGGUUCCUACGCACGGUUCCCUGGCUAUAUCGAUGUACCUGUAGCACCAAGAACUGGUGUUGGAGAUUCAAGGCAUGAGACUGUUUUACCGAUUGAGGGUUAUCAACCAUGGACCUUGUCAAAGAGCUGGAACAGCCAACUUUAUUGUGCCAAAGAACAAAUGCCCAACUCGCAUAUCUGGAAGUCGUCACUCACAGGAGACGUGGUGCUAAAUCAAGCAGAUGUCAGCGCGUACCGGCGUGGGAGGAAGAAAAGAGUGCCCUACACAAAAGGCCAGCUCAAGGAGCUUGAACGAGAGUACACCCUCAGUAAAUUUAUUACCAAAGAUAAAAGACGGCGAAUCGCUGCGUCAACCAACCUGUCUGAAAGACAAGUCACAAUUUGGUUUCAGAAUCGCAGGGUUAAAGACAAGAAAAUAUUAUCAAAACUCAAAGACUUUGAAAAAUAUUCAUAAAUCUCUUCGACUUAUACACGACAAAGCUUUUAACUCUUUCUCUUAUUUAUUCAGUCAGCUUUAAAGUCAAGCGCUCUAUUAUGCGGAAAACGGUAUUUGUCUACCAUUAUGAGCCAUUAUUCUUUGUUGUAUAUGUGUGUGUGUAUAUAUAUAUGUUUAUGUACUGUACAAAGGUUUUAUACAUGUAUGCGUUGCUCCAUGUCUGUUUUUGUGUCGAUUUGUGACAUUAAAUCUAUAGUGUGUAACAAGUAUAUGUGUACUGUAAAAAUACAUAACACCGUCUGUGACUAUAUAUCUGCACACACACUUGUUUUGUGUUUGUUUGUAACAUUAA